Strongylus vulgaris is the source of this 414-nucleotide messenger RNA. The record is from the annotation of a GenBank genome assembly. NCBI's taxonomy places the organism in Eukaryota, Metazoa, Nematoda, Chromadorea, Rhabditida, Strongylidae.
AUGCCUGAUGACGGCAUCAUAUGCUUUCAGAAUCCAAGGUUACCGCUGCUCAUCAAAUCAGGAGUGACAAGACAUUGGAUGAGUAAUCUCAGCGAUCGAAAGCUCAACUACAAGGCUCGUCAAUAUGUGAACUCUGAGAUGAAUCAACUUGGAUACAUUACUUUUCAGAUAACCAUUGAAAACCCGGAUUCAUGCUUUUCCAUUGAUCCCGGACAAGUAAGCGGUGAAAUAGCUGGUAGGGGUCAUAUAAGCUUGAUUAUUACUAGGAAGGUUAGUACGAUGGUUUAUGUAUAUCUUGACAAGUAUGAAAUAGAUUACAUUCAGCCGGGCGUCGGUAAGGAUGAUAAAAUGAUAAUUGAAUACACUGGAGAACUCAACGGCAAAACCAUAGUGCGAAUGGUACCGGUUGCCUAA